Molecule: messenger RNA, 982 nt
Organism: Vigna umbellata (rice bean)
Lineage: Eukaryota; Viridiplantae; Streptophyta; Magnoliopsida; Fabales; Fabaceae
Product: MLP-like protein 43
Biological process (GO): defense response
Source: RefSeq, a predicted model, not a curated record
AUGUGUGUUUUAUAUUGGAGAACAAAAGAGGGAAAAGUUAGUGUGGUUAAGGAGAUGCUGGAAGAUAUUGACAAAGAAAAGAAGAAAAUAAGCUUUAGGGUUAUUGAAGGAGAACUGCUGAAACAUUACAAGAGCUUCAAGAUUAUGAUACAAGUUACUCCAAAGGAAAAAGGAAGCACAGUGCAUUGUGUCUUUGAAUAUCAGAAACAGAGACAUCAAAUUCCUGAUCCUCAUGCCAUAUUGCAAAUUACACUUCAGAUCAACAACAAAAUUAAUGCAUACCUUACUCACAGAAAGAUGGCGAACUCUCAAGUUCAAAAGCUGGAAACUAAUGUUUAUCUUGAAGAAGCUGCUGAGCUGGUAUUUGAUGUUUUCUGCAACAAAACAUACUGUAUUGCCAAAGUCUUUCCCACGAAGGUAAAAUCCAUUGAGAUUAAUGAAGGUGAAUGGGGCACUCAAGGAUCCAUCAUCUCUUGGAAGUACGUGCAUGAUGGAAAUAACUGUGUGGCAAAGGAGGUGAUCGGAGACAUAGACAGAAAAAACUGCAAAGUAAGCUUCAAGGUGAUAGAGGGAGAUCUGCUGCAAAAGUAUAAGAGCUUCAAGUUUGUGAUGCAGUUCAUUCCAAAGGAAGAUGGAAGUGUUACAAAGCUGGUUUUGGAGUACGAGAAACAAAACUAUGACACUCCUGAUCCUGUUACCAUGUUACAAUUUGGAAAUGAGGUCAUCAAAAAAGUUGGUGAUUUUCUUAAGAAGGACUAGCUCUAAAUCACUGUCAUGCAUCAUACUGCUAUCUCAUAAAUAAAAUUUGAUGUCUUAUGGGCCUUAGUUGCCCUUAAUUACAUCAAUUAUAUGUCAAACUAUGAAUAAAAUGCUGACCUAGACAUGUUUUUUUUAUGUUGAUGUAUUAUUACGUGUGAUUGUGUCUUCUUGUAAGUCAUGGAAUUAUAAGUUUAUAAUUUGGGAAAUAAUACUUUGAAAUCUU